AUGAACGAGCGGUAUCGAGUCGCGUUUGACAUCGCGCUUCUUUUGAUUUUAUUAUCCAUCGGCUUCUCUUUAGAGUUUGCCGAGCCUUACGAAAAAUUUCUCAACGAGAAUUUGAUUUAUCGACUGCGAUAUCCGAUGAAGAAAAAUUCUGUUCCAACGGCCGUUCUGCCAUUUAUCAGCAUCGUGUUUCCUUUACUGUGCAUAUUUCUGUGCUCGAAAAUGGAUACAUCGGGGAGAAGAGCGAGAAGCACGGCGGCGAGUUUGGGUUUACUGUUAUCCGUCGCGAUAUCGUUUGUGUUCGUGAACAGCGUGAAACAGGCAUGCGGAAACUAUAGACCGGAUUUUGCGGCGAGAUGUUGGGGUAGCGCUACAGCUGACCCGGUAUGGAAAGAGUACGGUAAACCAGAUUGUGGAAAUUUGGAGAAUGAGAGCUUAUUGAACGACGUGAGGCAAGGAAGAAGAUCGUUUCCGAGCGGGCACACGAGCAUGUCUUUUUCAGGAUUGUUUUACUUGAGCUUGUAUUUAAUGUAUUAUUUGAAAUGUUUUGGCGGUUCUAGAACCAACACCGAGCGAACAGAAGCGUUCGUUUGGAAAGUUUUGAUUAGCUUAGCGCCGCUUUCUGUGGCAGUCGGAGUUGCCAUCACGCGAAUUCGCGAUAUGUGGCAUCAUCCGGAGGAUGUGAUUGUAGGUUCUUUACUUGGCGCCGGGACGUCAGCGUUUGCUUUCUCGCUGCAAGGAUUUAGCGUUUCAGACACGAACACUUCUUCGAAUCUCUCCAAGUAUCAAAGGUUGAACGCCGAGGGAGUCAACGACGCCUCUCUCGAGGACGAUAACGAGGAAGACGAACGGACAAAUAUGGCGGUUCGUCCAAGUUCGAUGUUAAAUUUGAACGAAAUGUGA
This is a messenger RNA of Bathycoccus prasinos, 900 nucleotides long. RefSeq lists its product with no specific name. The record is from RefSeq and is a predicted model, not a curated record. Lineage: Eukaryota; Viridiplantae; Chlorophyta; Mamiellophyceae; Mamiellales; Bathycoccaceae. The transcript has a single exon. Bases 1 to 900 code for a protein of 299 amino acids. Gene Ontology annotation, biological process: phospholipid metabolic process. Gene Ontology annotation, molecular function: phosphatidate phosphatase activity.